This is a messenger RNA of Hyla sarda, 1233 nucleotides long. It is a transcript of the gene FTSJ1, whose product is annotated as FtsJ RNA 2'-O-methyltransferase 1. The record is from RefSeq and is a predicted model, not a curated record. Gene Ontology annotation, cellular component: cytoplasm. Gene Ontology annotation, molecular function: tRNA methyltransferase activity. NCBI's taxonomy places the organism in Eukaryota, Metazoa, Chordata, Amphibia, Anura, Hylidae. Gene Ontology annotation, biological process: tRNA methylation; cytoplasmic translation. Bases 151 to 1134 code for a protein of 327 amino acids. The transcript has 11 exons.
CUGCCAUCACACGGGCUGUGGACCGGGGGGAGCCGCCAUCACACGGGCAGGGCUUUGGAGACCCCUCUCCGCAUCAGGCUCCCGCACAGUCCGCUUAUAUAGCGCCUCCCAGCGGCGCCGCCCGGUAUCAUCCCCAUCAGAAGAAACAUCAUGGGUCGCUCCUCAAAGGACAAGAGGGACAUUUACUACAGACUGGCCAAAGAAGAAGGCUGGAGGGCGCGCAGUGCCUUCAAACUGCUGCAGCUGGAUGAGGAAUAUCAACUCUUCCAAGGAGUGCAGAGAGCGGUGGACCUGUGCGCGGCCCCCGGGAGCUGGAGCCAAGUGCUCAGCAGGAAGCUCAGGUCCAGCAAUGAGACCUUGGAGGUGAAGAUCGUCGCUGUGGAUCUUCAGGCCAUGGCUCCUUUGCCUGGAGUAAUCCAGAUUCAAGGAGACAUCACCAAGGUUUCCACAGCCCACGAGAUCAUCCGACAUUUUGAGGGGCAGCCAGCAGAUCUUGUGGUGUGUGACGGCGCCCCGGAUGUUACUGGACUGCACGAUAUUGAUGAAUAUAUACAGGCACAGCUCCUGCUGGCGGCUUUAAACAUCACAACACAUGUACUAAGAGCAGGCGGCACGUUUGUGGCUAAGAUUUUUCGUGGAAAAGAUGUCACUCUUUUGUACUCCCAGCUAAAGAUCUUUUUCCGAGAAGUCACAUGUGCCAAACCACGGAGCAGCCGGAAUUCCAGCAUAGAGGCGUUCGUUGUAUGUCAGGGAUACAGCCCACCAGAGGGAUAUAUACCCAACAUGUCAAAUCCUCUGCUGGACCAUUGCUAUGAUGUGGAUUUUAACCAGCUGGAGGGUCCCAACCGAGUGAUCGUCCCGUUCCUGGCCUGCGGAGACCUUAGUGCGUAUGACUCUGACAAGACUUACCCUCUGCAGUUAGAUACCGGUAAAGAAUACAGCUAUGUUCCCCCAAACCAACCUCCCAUUCGCCCGCCCUACCAGGAGGCCUGCUUUUUAAAGAAGAACAAUCUCCUCGCCAAGGAAAGGCCCCCGUUACCCGUGAACGCUCCAUCUACCACAACGUCCAGUGAAGACGUGGCGUCGGGGGACUGUGGGGAGGUCGCCAUCCAAAAGCUGUCCAUUUCUUCCUGAUGGACUUAUUAAAGGUUAAAGAUUCUCUGUUUUAAUUUUUUUUUAUUUAUUACAAUUUUUAUUGCAAAAAAAUUAAAAAUAAACAAAGUUUUAUCCAUC